AACCUGUUUUAACGACUGCUUUCACGACCUAUGCAUGUGUUGACUUACCAUCUAAUUGGGGGAUACAGUAUAAAAUAAAACUCAUCGCUCCGCCAAUGGAAGUGAGACGCUAUGAACCAUACUUUAAACCGGUGCUUGAGCUACAGCCAGGAGUUUGUGAUGGGCGAUGACUGGUAAGAGAUUUGUGUUGUUUUAAGGCGUAUUCGUUUCUGAUAUGGAUGGAAAUGAUCACGUAUCACUAAUUAAAAUCGAACCAAAACAUGAAGAAGAAAUCCAUUCCGAUCUCCAAGGAAAUGUUUUAGUAAACAACGAAGCAUUGGCUGUAAUAAAGGACGAAAAUGCAGUUGCUGCACAGUGUUCCAAAGUGCUUGAUAAUGAAGUAAAACCCCAAACCGAUUGUAGAUGGAAUAUUAAAACUGAAAUUGCCAACGAUUUUGAAUGUGACUUCGGUCAACAGACGACAAAUAAAGUCUUGAACUGUGUUCAUUGUGAUUAUGGAACAAAGAAUAAACAACGGCUUCUACGGCACAUUUUAACACACAAACGUAAUGCGCUACAAUGUGAUAAUUGUGAUUACAAGACAAGUAACAAAUACCACUUUGAACGACACCUUUUUAAACAUAAAGAAUUUAAAUGUGCUAAUUGUGAUUACAAGACAAAUAACAAACACUGUCUUAAACAACAUCUUUUAAAACAUACCGAUUCUAAAGAUUUUAAAUGCACCAAUUGCGAUUAUGAGACAAAUAACAAAUAUCACUUUAAAAGACACUUGUUGAAAUAUACCGAUUUUAAAAAUUUUAAGUGUGCUAAUUGUGAUUACAAGACAAAUAACAAAUAUAACUUUAAACAACACCUUUUAAAACAUAUCGACUCUAAAGAUUUUAAAUGUGCUCAUUGUGAUUACAAGACAAAUAACAAAUACCACUUUAAGCAACACCUUUUAAGACAUAACAAUUCUAAAGACUUCAAAUGUGCUCAUUGUGAUUACAAGACCAAUAACAAAUAUCUCUUUAAACAACACCUUUUAAAACAUACAGAGUCUAAAGAUUUUAAAUGUGUUCAUUGUGAUUACGAAACAAAUAAUAAACGAUAUCUUAUACAACACUUCUUGAAACAUAGCGAUUCUAAAGAGUUCAAAUGCGUCCAUUGUGAUUACAAGACGAAUAACAAAUACCACUUCAAACAACACCUUUUAACACAUAAUGAUUCUAACGUUUUUAAAUGUGCUAAUUGUGACUACAACACCAGUAACAAGUACUGCUUUAAACAACACAUUUUAUGUCAUAACGAUUCUAAAGACCUUAAAUGUGCUCAUUGUGAUUACAGAACAAAUCAUAAAUAUUGCUUUAAACGACACCUUUUAAACCAUAUCGAUUCUAAAGAAUUUAAAUGUGCUAAUUGUGGUUACGAGACAAACAACAAAUACUGUUUUAAACGACACCUUUUAAAACAUACCGAUUCUAAAGGUUUUAAAUGUGGUAAUUGUAAUUUCGCAACUAAUGACAAAUACUACUUUAAGCAACACGUUUUAAAUCAUACCAGUUCUAAAGAUUUUAAAUGUGCUUAUUGUGGUUACGAGACAAAUGAGAAAUACCGCUUAAAGCGACAUCUUUUAAAACAUACAGAUUCGAAAGUUUUCAAAUGUGCCAAUUGUAACUACAAGACUAAUCACAAAUACCACUUUAAAGAACACAUGUUAAAAUAUACUGAUUCGAAAGAUUUUAAAUGUACCAACUGUAAUUACGAGACAAAUAACAAACGCUACUUUAAACGCCACCUUUUAAAACAUAUCGAUUCUAAAGAUUUUAAAUGUGAACAGUGUGAUUACAAGACAAAUGAAAAUUACCGCUUAAAGCGACACCUUAUAAAACAUACGGCUUCUAAAGAUUUUAAAUGUGCAAAUUGUGAAUACCAAACAAGUAACAAAUACUACUUUAAGCAACACGUUUUAAAUCAUACCAAUUCUAAGGAUUUUAAAUGUGCUCAUUGUGAUUAUAUAACAAAUAAUAAACUACAUCUUAAAGGACACCUUUUAAUACAUACCGAUUCUAACUAUUUUAAAUGUGCUAAUUGUAAUUACCAGACAAAUAACAAAUACUCCUUAAAUCGACACGUUUUAAGACAUACCGAUUCUAAAAGUUUUAAAUGUGCUACUUGUCAUUACAAAACAAAUGAGAAAUAUCGCUUAAGACGACACCUUUUAAAACAUAAAGUUUCUAAAGAUUUUAAGUGUGCGCAUUGCGAUUAUGAGACACAUAUCAAAUGCUGUCUUAAACAACACCUUUUAAGGCACACAAACUGUUUUGACAAGGACCAGAAAUUGCUAACUUAAGUUAAUGACAUUUAAAAUGGUCCCUAAAUGUUUGUGGAUGUGGAAACAUUAACUACAGAUCUCUGAGCAAGACAUAAAGAUAGAGAUCAAUAUUAAAGGCAGCAAAUUUGGCACAUAUUACUAGAUGCAGUCGGCGGUACUUAGAUCCCUGAUUUUUAGAUAUCUACAUGAAUUUCUAAACAAUUUUAGCUGGGAAUUAAAACAGCUUAAUAAGGAAGGUUAUUGUUCAGAGCUUUUAUUUAAAAGCGACUUCUCAAUAUUUUUCUUGUUUAAAACGUAUUCAAAUGUUGAAACAUUGCACCACUUUUAGAAUAUGUAUAAAAGUUAUCUAUUUACCCUCUUGCUUCAAGAUUAUAUUUUUCUUCUCCAACUUUUAGCUGUUAGAGGACUCGAAUUAGAAAUAGGCAUUUGCUUAGUUGUGGAAAUUCAUGUCUAAAAUUAAGAAUGAAUAAAUUAAUCCAAUCGU
Molecule: messenger RNA, 2798 nt
Organism: Photinus pyralis (common eastern firefly)
Lineage: Eukaryota; Metazoa; Arthropoda; Insecta; Coleoptera; Lampyridae
Product: oocyte zinc finger protein XlCOF6-like
Exons: 4
Coding region: 215-2332 (705 amino acids)
Biological process (GO): regulation of transcription by RNA polymerase II
Cellular component (GO): nucleus
Molecular function (GO): DNA-binding transcription factor activity, RNA polymerase II-specific; RNA polymerase II transcription regulatory region sequence-specific DNA binding
Source: RefSeq, a predicted model, not a curated record